Seminavis robusta is the source of this 1494-nucleotide messenger RNA. Lineage: Eukaryota; Bacillariophyta; Bacillariophyceae; Naviculales; Naviculaceae. The record is from the annotation of a GenBank genome assembly.
AUGAAUAUCGCACGUGACAACGACAAUGAAACCGUCCUUCUCCGCCUGCUGGCAACGGACAAUGUUUGGGUUGACCAGAUCUUCCCAUUGCUUGAUUCAAACGAUUCAGCCUCUGUGGCACUGGUCAACGCGCUUACGAAUGAACACUACAAGGACUAUUCUCCUUUGGAAUUCUUUCUUCUUAAUCCAAAGUUUCGCGAUUCCAUCUUUUCCUAUCUGGGCAUGGGCCACUAUGCUUUUGUUGGACCUCUCAACAAGAAUCUGAAUCAUAUUUACAAGAGCUACUGGGACAAAACGAAAAUUCCACCAAGAGUGCGGACUAUUGACAAUCCACGAAGGAUCGUUAGUUACAAUUAUGUUGUCGAAUUUUUCAACCGACAAGAUGAAACUAUUUUCUCCUAUCGACCCGCGACGAGCCAGGACACUUUUCACAGCGCCAUCUUCUGCAGUGUGGCGUGUGCUGAAUAUUGGCUGACCCGUGAUCGCCGCAGUACUACGAGGCCCGUCUCACAUUGGGUUUGCUUCGCUAGCGCCAAGACUGGGAAUCAGGCAGUUCUUCAGUGGGCCAUCGAACGAGGAUUCAAAGCUCUAGCUUGUGAAGGCGCUGCUGCUGGUGGUCAUUUAGGGCUUCUCCAAUGGUUGCGUGGUAUGGACUUUCCCUGGAGUUCCCAUGUUUACACAUGUGCUGCCAAGAACGGCCAUUUUGAACCACUACGAUGGGCCCAUGAAAAUGGCUGUCCCUUUGAUGCACUUUCCGUGACAUGCACUGAUGUUGUCCACCAUGGCAACUUGGAUCUGUUCAAAUGGUGGCGCAACCAUGGUUGCUCGUGGAAUGAAUCUACAUGCUCAGCAGCGGCGGCAGCAGGACAGUUUGAAAUUCUACAAUGGGCCCAUGAGAAUGGAUGUCCCUGGGAUUCUCGAACGUGCAAUGAUGCUGCCACGUAUGGACACAUUGCCAUCCUCCAGUAUGCUCAUGAAAAGGGCUGUCCGUGGGAUUGGGACGAAUCCACUUGUGUCCGAGCCGCUUGUGGAGGCUUUCUGAAGGUCCUGCAAUAUGCCCAUGAGAAAGGAUGUCCCUUGGAUUCUCGAACAUGCCACAAUGCCGCCGCGAAUGGACACCUUGACAUCCUGCAGUAUGUUCAUGAUACCGGUAGGGGCUGUCUGUUGGACACAGAGACAUCCGCCAAGGCUGCCUUCAACGGAAAUCUGAACAUUCUGAAAUGGCUUCAUCAAAAGGGCUGCCCUUUGGAUGAAAGAAUCUGCUUGUAUGCUGCUAUGGGUGGACAUCUGAAAGUCUUGCAAUGGUCCCAUGAGAAUGGAUUGCCCUUGGACCAUAUAACGUGCGCGGCUGCCGCUUUGCAUGGCCACUUGAAUUGUCUGAAGUGGGCCUGGAAAAAGGGAUGUCCAUCAAAAUAUGAUCUCGUGGAUUUGGCAAUAAUCGCUGCACACGAGGGGCACAAACAUGUCGAAGACUGGACGCGUACCCAGUUAUAG